Molecule: messenger RNA, 663 nt
Organism: Gastrolobium bilobum
Lineage: Eukaryota; Viridiplantae; Streptophyta; Magnoliopsida; Fabales; Fabaceae
Product: leucine-rich repeat extensin-like protein 5
Exons: 1
Coding region: 1-663 (220 amino acids)
Source: RefSeq, a predicted model, not a curated record
AUGACCAGAAGAGCGGAACAAGCUAGGGUCGUUACCCCUGAUAGUCACGUGCGAACAAUACAUUCCAACUCCCCGCCAUCCAUGCAUUCAGCCCCAGCUGAGCGAGCCGCUAGCGAGGCUCUCCCCCCGGUACUACAAUCUGUUGGCCCACAGUUGCCAGCAGCUGGCGACAGAAUAGCUCAGUCGAAUCAUCGCGCACCUAUGCGUGAAAUGCAAGGAGAAAAUUUAGUUUCAAACCAACCCCCACCGCCGGGAGUUCAUUUUGGAAUGCCAUUCCCUACUGCUGCUCCACCAGCCAUCCCACUCGCCCAUCGUCCACAACCAUCCCGAAGCCAGCCAGUAGCAAUGUACAAUGAUCAUUGGGUCCCUAUGGUCGCCCCAUACCCCCUAGGACCUUACACUCAUAACGUUGCUGCUCCCUUCCCUCAACCUUACGUUGCUGGUUUCCUUUUCCACGGUUACGCUAUGCAACCUCAUAACGUAGCCAUCCCACAACCCCAAGGGACUUGUCAAAAUCCUGGUCAGCCACCAUAUGGCGCCCACCAGGCCUUGAACCACGCCCCAGCUCUCUCUUAUUCAGUUGAAGCCCCGCAUAUACCCCACCCACAACCGGACCAGCAUGCACGCAACCCUAAUGUAAGGAUAACGCAUGCUCAUACGUAA